Molecule: messenger RNA, 528 nt
Organism: Meloidogyne enterolobii
Lineage: Eukaryota; Metazoa; Nematoda; Chromadorea; Rhabditida; Meloidogynidae
Source: the annotation of a GenBank genome assembly
UUUUGCAGUAAUUUAUUGUUUCAUCGACUUGUGUUUAAUUAUAAGAAGCCCACAGAAUUUUCAAAGGAUUUCUUUCAAUUAUUAAAAACUAAAAGCCUUAUAUUUAAGGAGCUUUUUCAAGAAUACAAUUGUUAUGGAGUUACUGUUCAUUAUGAUGAGAUGGGGAAUCAUUUGGGGACAGCCGAUUUAUUCACUGAUCAAAAAACUGCUGCGGAAAUUAUUCGAGAAUUUAAGGAUAUUGCCAUUGAUGGUCAAGAAAUCAAAUUUUGCAUUGUUUCUGAAAGCGGAGCAUCUGCUACAGCAGCUUCUUUGGCUGGUGGAAAACCAAGUAUUCGUGAUCGUCUUCGCCGUGUUUCAGGGAAUUCAAUACGCCGUAAAGGUGUAAAGAAGGUUAUUGUUGUUAGAGCUGGGGCUGCUGGACGUAAAGCACGACUUGGCAAAAAACUUGCUGAAUCAGCAACAAAAUUGCGCACAAAAACUGCAGAAGAAUUGGAUAUGGAAUUGGAAUCGUAUAUGCAAAAGAAAUGA